AUGUUAUUUAUAAACCUGACCGUCUCCAUCACGCCGUCGUCUCCAUCACGCCGUCAUCUCUAUCAUACUGUCGUCUCCAUCACGCCGUCGUCUCCAUCAUGCUGUCGUGUUCAUCACGCCGUCGUCUCCAUCACGCCGUCGUCUCCAUCACGCCGUCGUCUCCAUCACGCCGUCAUCUCUAUCAUACUGUCGUCUCCAUCACGCUGUCGUGUUCAUCACGCCGUCGUCUCCAUCAUGCUGUCGUGUUCAUCACGCCGUCGUCUCCAUCACGCCGUCGUCUCCAUCACGCCGUCAUCUCUAUCAUACUGUCGUCUCCAUCAUACUGUCGUCUCCAUCAUACUGUCGUCUCCAUCACGCCGUCGUGUUCAUCACGCCGUCGUCUCCAUCACGCCGUCGUCUCCAUCACGCCGUCGUGUCCAUCACGCCGUCGUGUCCAUCACGCCGUCGUCUCCAUCACGCCGUCGUCUCCAUCACGCCGUCGUGUUCAUCACGCCGUCAUCUCCAUCACGCUGUCGUCUCCAUCAUGCUGUCGUCUCCAUCACAGUGGCCUUUACACCGGACACUAACACCACGCAGCAGAUACAUGAGUGA
Pangasianodon hypophthalmus (striped catfish) is the source of this 591-nucleotide messenger RNA. Its product is annotated as delta-actitoxin-Amc1a-like. The record is from RefSeq and is a predicted model, not a curated record. The transcript has a single exon. Lineage: Eukaryota; Metazoa; Chordata; Actinopteri; Siluriformes; Pangasiidae. Bases 1 to 591 code for a protein of 196 amino acids.